Messenger RNA from Ostertagia ostertagi, 330 nucleotides. Lineage: Eukaryota; Metazoa; Nematoda; Chromadorea; Rhabditida; Trichostrongylidae. The record is from the annotation of a GenBank genome assembly.
AUGCUUCGCAUUCAGAAUGGCCUGCUAUUUACGGUUGGUAGACGUCAAUUGUCACUAUCGGAAAUGCGAAGCGCUAAAGAAAUCGACUUCAACGAUCCGAAACAGGUGGCCCUCCACAAACUCUACCGACCUGAAAGAAUAACGCCAAGGGAAAAAGGCUAUGACCUCUUGAAAAAUCCGAGGUUAAAUAAGGGGAUGGCCUUUUCGCUCUAUGAACGGCACUACCUUGGGAUUCAUGGACUUCUUCCACCAGCGUUCAUGACUGAAGAGCAGCAAGCAUACCGUGUGAUGACGAAACUCCGGGAAACGAAUGAUGAUCUGGCCAAGUGA